AUGGCCGAAGUGGAUUCCCCCUCUGAACGAUUUGGCGUCUCCCGCGACCACCGCCUCUUUGUGCAGCAACCCCCCUGGGUGAGCUUUCCAGUUCCCACCCCCAGCCCCGGCAUCAUGCAUCGGACCACACGGAUCAAAAUUACGGAGCUGAACCCUCACCUCAUGUGUGCCCUGUGUGGAGGGUACUUCAUUGAUGCCACCACCAUCGUGGAGUGCCUGCAUUCCUUCUGCAAAACUUGUAUCGUGCGCUACCUGGAGACCAACAAAUACUGCCCCAUGUGUGACGUGCAGGUCCAUAAAACCCGGCCACUGCUGAGUAUCAGGUCUGACAAAACCCUUCAAGAUAUUGUGUACAAAUUGGUCCCUGGGCUUUUUAAAGAUGAGAUGAAACGGCGGCGGGAUUUCUAUGCAGCAUACCCCCUGACAGAGGGUCUUUGGUGGGGCUCCUCAUCUUCGGCCAACGCAUCUGAGCUGUGUCCUUUUGCAGUCCCCAAUGGCUCCAAUGAGGAUCGCGGGGAGGUCCUAGAGCAGGAGAAGGGGGCUCUGAGUGAUGAUGAGAUUGUCAGCCUCUCCAUCGAGUUCUAUGAAGGAGUCAGGGACCGGGAGGAGAAGAAGGGUCUGCUGGAGAAUGGAGAUGGGGACAAGGAAAAAACAGGGGUGCGCUUCCUGCGAUGCCCCGCAGCCAUGACCGUCAUGCAUCUCGCCAAGUUCCUCCGCAACAAGAUGGAUGUGCCCAGCAAGUACAAGGUGGAAGUCCUGUAUGAGGAUGAGCCCCUGAAGGAAUACUACACACUCAUGGACAUCGCUUACAUCUACCCCUGGCGGCGGAAUGGUCCUCUCCCUCUCAAGUACCGUGUGCAACCAGCCUGCAAGCGGCUCACCCUGCCCACUGUGCCCACUCCUUCUGAGGGUACCAACACCAGUGGGGCAUCAGAGUGUGAGUCAGCCAGCGACAAGGCUCCCAGCCCUGCCACCCUGCCGGCCACUUCCUCCUCCCUGCCCAGCCCUGCCACCCCCUCCCAUGGAUCUCCCAGCUCCCACUGCCCCCCAGCCACCCACCCUACCUCCCCUACUCCCGCUUCAGCAGCCAGUGGGGGCACCACAGCUGCCAACGGGGGCACCUCAAACUGCCUGCAGACACCAUCAUCCACCAGCAGGGGGCGCAAGAUGACUGUCAAUGGAGCUCCGGUGGCCCCCUUAACUUGAGGAAAGGGACCCUUUCUUUUUGCAGCCACCUCCUCUUCCACUUCCUCCACUUUUUCUGGGCCCUUUUUUUCCACCUCUUCUACUUUCCCCAGCUCCUUCCAUCUUAGGGAUGGGAGGCGGGUUUUAUAAAUAAAUCUAUAUAUAUAUGUACAUAGGAAAAACAAAAUAUACAUACUUAUUUUCUAUGGACAAACCAGAUUAAUUUAAAUGCCACAGGAAUCAAACUGUGUGUGUAUGUGUGUGUAUGUAUGUGUGUGUGUGUGCGCGCAUUGGGGAGGGGUGUUCAUUUUUUAGGAGGUCUUAUAUACUUUGCUCUGCUCUUUUUGGGGGUGCCUAGAGUGGUCUCCAGGAGCCACUAGAGGCUCAGUAAAUCCCUGCCCUGUUCUCCCUCUGCUUCUCAAGGCAGAUGGGGUGCUGGGGCUCCAUAGCCCCCAAAGCUUUAGCAUAGCUCUAGUCAGCUGGGUCUAGGACCCUUUCUGUUUAUCUACCCAUCUUGGCUGCUGUCCUGCUUAGUCCCUCCCGUUGUUGAAUGUCCAGAGAAUUGCUAAGACAGUGCCUUUUACAAGUGCAGUUUGUCCCCUGGUUCUAAGGAGCAAGUGGCAAGGGAAAAGACAACUCCCUUGCUUCUUCAUGCAGUGGAAACUUUGUGCAAAGAAUAGAUAGUUCUGUACUUUUCUUUCUUUCUUUUCUUUUCCUGUGUGGCCUUUGCUCAUUUAUCUUGUAGGAGAGAAGUUUCAGGCCACGGGGACCCCAGCCCCUGAAAGUCCCUAUGUGGCUUUGGCAUUGUGGGUGCUUCACCCUUCCUGCCCCAUUCUGGUCCAGGAUGGAGGUGAAGUCUCAUUUGGGACCUAAAGUAGAAGGGUGGGGUUCCCUCCAGACAAGCACAGACCCCAGGUUUUCCAAAAGACAACAGCCCUCCAGCCUUCCUCAUCUCUAGCUGAGCCCAGGACAGAGAUAUCUAGAAGCACAAGAAAGCAAAGUGCAAGCUCUGAUCCUAACUACCCCCAAAGGGUCAGCAGACCCCUUAAGGUCAGAUCCCUGCUGCCGUGGUUCUCCUCAACUGUGCAUGGACCAGAGGAGGCCAGACUCCAGCUGUGUCGGGGCUGGAGCCUCCGUGGUCUGUGCUUGCACCUCGUUCUGUGUCUGAGGUGCUGUGACUGUACCCUACCCCAGGACAUUUGUAUCUCUUGGCUUUGUAAUAAAUGCUGCAUACUC
Messenger RNA from Dipodomys spectabilis (banner-tailed kangaroo rat), 2421 nucleotides. RefSeq names its product polycomb group ring finger 2 (gene Pcgf2). NCBI's taxonomy places the organism in Eukaryota, Metazoa, Chordata, Mammalia, Rodentia, Heteromyidae. The transcript is spliced from 10 exons. Bases 1 to 1206 code for a protein of 401 amino acids. Gene Ontology annotation, molecular function: promoter-specific chromatin binding. The record is from RefSeq and is a predicted model, not a curated record. Gene Ontology annotation, biological process: negative regulation of transcription by RNA polymerase II. Gene Ontology annotation, cellular component: PRC1 complex.